UUAAUAUUUUUUGUUCAAUAAAUAGUUUAAAUGCUAGUUCACAAACAGCCAACUGUGAUGGUGUCGGUUGGAUUGCAUACAAACAGGAAUCGUGUAUACGAUUCAUGUUCUACGCGACACAGUAUGUCUACGCUCAGGCCGCUUGUCGGCAACUGGAUCCCAGUGCUCAGUUGGUGACGGUUGACUCCGAUGAUAAAUACCAGUUUGUUGAACAAAGGCGCCGUCAGUUGAUGCCCUGGUCCCGGGACUAUCCAUACAAAUCGCAUAUUAGCGACUAUAACUAUCGGCAAACUGUUGGUGGUGAUGGUGGGGGAGUAUCGGCAAUACCCCACCGAUUUUCGAUGAUCGAUGCUGGUUUAUCGGGACUACCCGAAAGUGUAUGGAAACCAAUAAAGCCACCAACCAAGUGGGAAGACCAUAGUUUAUGGAUCGGUGCCAAUAGACAGGUGACAAGUAAAUUUCAAUGGCAGGACGGCACCCGGCUAAAUUAUACACAUUGGGCACCGGGCGAACCCAAUUCGGACGGUUUUUGUGUACAAUUGGGCUAUAAAACUGGCCAGGGUGAAUGGUACGAUUAUAAUUGUUGGUCAAAGUUCAAGUUUAUUUGCGAAAAACCACAAAACAAAACACCAAUCGAUAAUUUGGUUAACAAUUUGGCCAGAUUGAAAUUGGAUCUGGAUACUAUGAAAAAUGAUCUAGCUAAUCAGCAAUUGCUGAUAAAUGAUUUGCUAAUGUAUAGGAUGGCUGGACAGGGAUUGGGUGCAAAACUACAACGAUCUACCGAUUCUCGGAAAAAAUUGCCGGCCGCUGAUUGUAUACAAGUGCACAGUGUUGACCAAUUGGCCGCCGCCCGUGAACUAUGGCCCGAUGUUCGGGUUUGUCCAGAUUUAAAUGUUUUAAGUGGUGCCAGAUCAAUUUAUUAUAAUGUCAAAUUGUUGAUAAUGUUGAUGAUGAUAACUGUACCGGUUUAUUUAUAUAUUUAAUACUAAAUUAUUAAUGUUUACCACCAGGGUUAUAUACCAAAAAAAAAAUUAAAUAAAAUUUUAGUUAUUAAAAAUCA
Molecule: messenger RNA, 1060 nt
Organism: Oppia nitens
Lineage: Eukaryota; Metazoa; Arthropoda; Arachnida; Sarcoptiformes; Oppiidae
Exons: 4
Coding region: 105-983 (292 amino acids)
Source: RefSeq, a predicted model, not a curated record